This is a messenger RNA of Misgurnus anguillicaudatus (oriental weatherfish), 6675 nucleotides long. Lineage: Eukaryota; Metazoa; Chordata; Actinopteri; Cypriniformes; Cobitidae. The record is from RefSeq and is a predicted model, not a curated record.
ACACAGAAUACACCAGACAGACUAUUAACUACAGCAAUUACACCAGAAAAUGCAACAGUCACCACACCUAAUGCAAUACUCUCAACACCUAAUGCAACAGUCACAACACUCAGUGCAACAGUCACAACACUCAAUGCAACAGACACAACACAGAAUACACCAGACAGACUAUUAACUACAGCAAUUACACCAGAAAAUGCAACAGUCACCACACCUAAUGCAAUACACUCAACACCUAAUGCAACAGUCACAACACUCAGUGCAACAGUCACAACACUCAAUGCACCAGUCACAACAUUCAGUGCAACAGACAGACUAUUAACUACAACAAUUGCACCACAUAAUGCAACAGUCACAACACUCAAUGCAACAGUCACAACACUUAAUGCACCAGUCACAACACUGAAUCCAACAGACAGACUAUUAACUACAACAGUUACACCAGAAAAUGCAACAGUCACCACACCUAAUGCAAUACUCUCAACACCUAAUGCAACAGUCACAACACUCAGUGCAACAGUCACAACAGUCAAUGCAACAGACACAACACAGAAUACACCAGACAGACUAUUAACUACAGCAAUUACACCACAUAAUGCAACAGUCACUACACCUAAUGCAAUACUCUCAACACCUAAUGCAACGGUCACAACACUCAAUGCACCAGUCACAACACUGAAUCCAACAGACAGACUAUUAACUACAACAGUUACACCAGAAAAUGCAACAUUCACCACACCUAAUGCAAUACACUCAACACCUAAUGCAACAGUCACAACACUCAAUGCAACAGUCACAACAUUCAGUGCAACAGACAGACUAUUAACUACAACAAUUACACCACAUAAUGCAACAUUCACCACACUCAAUGCAACAGUCCCAACACCUAAUGCAACAGACAGACUAUUGACUACAACAGUUAUACCACAUAAUGCAACAGUCACCACACCUAAUGCAAUAGACUCAACAUCUAAUGCAACGGUCACAACACUCAAUACAACAGACAGACUAUUAACUACAACAGUUACACCACAUAAUGCAACAGUCACCACACCUAAUGCAACAGACACCACAACUAAUGAAACAGUCUCAACACCUAAUGCAACAGUCACAACACUCAAUACACCAGACAGACUAUUAACUACAACAGUUACACUACAAAAUGCAACAGUCACCACACCUAAUGCAACAGUCAAUGCAACAGACAGACUUUUAACUACAAUUGUUACACCACUUAAUUCAAUAGUAACGACACUCAACGCAACAGUCACAACACUCAAUGCGACAGUUACAACACUCACUGCAACAGUCACAACACUCAAUGCAACAGUCACAACACUCAAUGCAACAGUCACAACACUCAAUACAACAGUCACACCACGCAAUACAACAGAAACACAAUUAUCUGCAACAGUUACACCAUUUAAUGCAUCAGUCACAACACUCAAUGCAACAGUCACAACACUCAAUACAACAGAAACACUAUUAACUGUUACAGUAACACCACUUAGUACUACAGUCACACCACUGAAUACAACAGUCAUCACACUCAAUACAACAGUUACACCACUAAAUACAACAGUCACAACACUUAAUGCAACUGACACACUAUUAACUGCUACAGUUACACCACUGAAUACAAUUGUCCCAACACUCAAUACAACAGACAGACUAUCAACUGCAGCAGUUACAUCACUUAAUACAACAGUCACAACACUCAAUACAACAGACAGACUAUUAACUACAACAGUUACACCAUUUCAUGCAACAGUCACAACACCCAAUGCAACAGUCACAAUGCCCAAUGCAACAGUCACAAUGCUCAAUGCAACAGUCACAAUGCUCAAUGCAACAGUCACAACACUCAAUGCAACAGACAGACAAUUAACUACAACAGCUAUACCACUCAAUGCAACAGUCACAACACUCAAUACAACAGCCACAACACUCAAUGCAACAGUCACAACACUCAAUCUUACAGACAGACUAUUAACUACAACAGCUACACCACUUAAUGCAACAGUCACAACACUCAAUGCAACAGUCACAACACUUAAUGCAACAGUCACAACACUCAAUCUAACAGACAGACUAUUAACUGCAACAGCUACACCACUUAAUGCAACAGUCACAACACUCAAUGCAACAGUCACAACACUCAAUCUUACAGACAGACUAUUAACUACAACAGCUACACCACUUAAUGCAACAGUCACAACACUCAAUGCAACAGUCACAACACUCAAUACAACAGUCACAACACUCAAUCUUACAGACAGACUAUUAACUACAACAGCUACACCACUUAAUGCAACAGUCACAACACUCAAUGCAACAGUCACAACACUCAAUGCAACAGUCACAACACUCAAUCUAACAGACAGACUAUUAACUGCAACAGCUACACCACUUAAUGCAACAGUCACAACACUCAACGCAACAGUCACAACACUCAAUGCAACAGUCACAACACUCAAUCUAACAGACAGACUAUUAACUUCAACAGUUACACCACUUAAUGCAACAGUCACAACACUCAAUGCAACAGUCACAACACUCAAUGUAACAGACACAACACUCAAUCUAACAGACAGACUAUUAACUGCAACAGCUACACCACUUAAUGCAACAGUCACAACACUCAAUGCAACAGUCACAACACUCAAUCUAACAGACAGACUAUUAACUGCAACAGCUACACCACUUAAUGCAACAGUCACAACACUCAAUGCAACAGUCACAACACUCAAUGUAACAGCUACACCACUUAAUGCAACAGUCACAACACCCAAUGCAACAGUCACAACACUCAAUCUAACAGACAGACUAUUAACUUCAACAGUUACACCACUUAAUGCAACAGUCACAACAGUCAAUGCAACAGUCACAACACUCAAUGUAACAGACACAACACUCAAUCUAACAGACAGACUAUUAACUGCAACAGCUACACCACUUAAUGCAACAGUCACAACACUCAAUGCAACAGUCACAACACUCAAUCUAACAGACAGACUAUUAACUGCAACAGCUACACCACUUAAUGCAACAGUCACAACACUCAAUGCAACAGUCACAACACUCAAUGCAACAGUCACAACACUCAAUGCAACAGUCACAACACUCAAUGUAACAGCUACACCACUUAAUGCAACAGUCACAACACUCAAUGCAACAGUCACAACACUCAAUCUAACAGACAGACUAUUAACUUCAACAGUUACACCACUUAAUGCAACAGUCACAACACUCAAUGCAACAGUCACAACACUCAAUGUAACAGACACAACACUCAAUCUAACAGACAGACUAUUAACUGCAACAGCUACACCACUUAAUGCAACAGUCACAACACUCAAUGCAACAGUCACAACACUCAAUCUAACAGACAGACUAUUAACUGCAACAGCUACACCACUUAAUGCAACAGUCACAACACUCAAUGCAACAGUCACAACACUCAAUGCAACAGUCACAACACUCAAUGUAACAGCUACACCACUUAAUGCAACAGUCACAACACUCAAUGCAACAGUCACAACACUCAAUCUAACAGACAGACUAUUAACUUCAACAGUUACACCACUUAAUGCAACAGUCACAACACUCAAUGUAACAGACACAACACUCAAUGUAACAGCUACACCACUUAAUGCAACAGUCACAACACUCAAUGCAACAGUCACAACACUCAAUCUAACAGACAGACUAUUAACUUCAACAGUUACACCACUUAAUGCAACAGUCACAACACUCAAUGCAACAGUCACAACACUCAAUGUAACAGCUACACCACUUAAUGCAACAGUCACAACACUCAAUGCAACAGUCACAACACUCAAUCUAACAGACAGACUAUUAACUUCAACAGUUACACCACUUAAUGCAACAGUCACAACACUCAAUGUAACAGACACAACACUCAAUCUAACAGACAGACUAUUAACUUCAACAGUUACACCACUUAAUGCAACAGUCACAACACUCAAUGCAACAGUCACAACACUCAAUGCAACAGUCACAACACUAAAUGUAACAGACAGACUAUUAACUUCAACAGUUACACCACAUAAUGCAACAGUCACCACACCUAAUGCAACAGUCAUAACACUCAAUACAACAAACAUACUUUUAACUACAACAAUAACACCACAUAAUGCAACAGUCUCAACACCUAAUGCAACAGUCACAACACUCAAUACAACAGACAGACUAUUAACUACAACAAUAACACCACAUAAUGCAACAGUCACAACACCUAAUGCAACAGUCAUACACACAACAACCUUCCCAGUAACAAAAAACAUUUCCAGUGUGCCUGUUACAACCAAUCCAACACAAUUAAACAACUCAACAGAAAAAGUUGAAACUAACACAACUGCUGUGCCAACGAUACAGCCAGUCUCUCCUCACAACACCUCCAAUUCCUCAAUAACCGCUCCACCUGUCCAUCACAUUACUCCAACAACCAGCAGAAAAAAUACAUCUGUGCCAACCACAGUCAAGGCAACAGUAACAACCGAAAGUCCAGGCGAACUGGCUAACAACCUUCUAAAUCAAACCAAAGAUGUGUCUUCUUUAAACUCAACUCAAGUGAAUGCUUUGGUCAACCAGUUAGAAAUACUGCUUUCUGCACCCAAUGUUAGUCUGGAAGUGGGCCGAGCAUUGCUGUCUGUCGUCAACAACCUGCUUGAUGGCUCUGCAAACAGUCUGAGUUCCUCAUCCAACCGAUUAAUCAAAGUUGUGGAUAGUUUGGGUCUGAAACUGGUGAUUCAAGACCAGACCGUAAACAUGGCAUUUGAAUCACUUGCUUUGGCCGUUACCAAAGCUGACGGCACCAACUUCAAGACGACAUCAUUCGCAGUUGCAGAUCCAUUAAACCCACAGGUGACGAAAGGAUUUCAGAGAGAAGCGAGAGCCGUGGAAAGUUCCUCCCCUCUUGGCAAAAUAACACUGCCAGCGUCCCUGACAGAAAAUCUUUCUCCAGGGGAGCAAAAGAUGGCCUCCAGAAUCCAGUUCACUUUCUUUCAGAAAAGCACAUUUUUUCAGGAUAAAAAGACUCAACAUAUUUUGAACAGCCACGUUCUGGGCUCGAGUGUGGCUAACCUUUCCAUCAAAAACCUGAAGGAGAACGUUGUGUUCACUCUGAGAAAUACGCAACCUGUGGUGGGGAACUAUGUAGCUUCUUGUGUGUUUUGGGACUUUGAAACUAAUGGAGGUUCCGGAGGUUGGAAUUCCGACGGCUGUUUUCUUGUCAAAAAUAGCAGUACUGAGAACGAGACUGUCUGCAGCUGUAAUCACCUGACCAGUUUUGCAGUGCUAUUAGACAUUGGCCGGCAUGAAAUGACAGACCGUGUGCAGGCCACAAUCCUCACCUUCAUCACUUACAUCGGCUGUGGAAUCUCUGCUAUCUUUAUUGCAGUUACUUUGCUCACUUACCUCGGGUUCGAAAAAAUCCGCCGUGACAUUCCCUCCAAGAUCUUGAUUCAUCUGUGUUUUGCUCUGCUCUUUCUGAAUCUGGUCUUCCUGGUGGACUCAUGGCUGGCUCUGUUUCCAAAUGCCGUUGGCCUGUGCAUUUCUACAGGAUUUUUCCUGCACUACUUCCUGUUGGUCUCCUUCACUUGGAUGGGUCUCGAGGCUCUGCAUAUGUACAUGGCCAUCGUCAAGGUCUUCAACAACUUUAUGACCAGAUACAUGCUCAAGAUGUCCUUGGUGGGCUGGGGACUCCCAUUAAUUGUUGUUAUCAUUGUGAUCGCGAUAAGCAAGGACCACUAUGGCCUUGUACAGUAUGGAAAAUACGUGGAUGGAACUACAGAUGAUUUCUGUUGGAUUAAGAAUGACUACGUGUUCUACAUAACCGUGGUGUCAUACUUCUGUGUGAUAUUCGUGUGGAACCUGUCCAUGUUUGUGGUUGUAAUGGUGCAACUGAUACGAAUCAAGAAGCAAAAUCCCCACAAUAAUCAGUACCGGAGUGGAAUGCAGGAACUUCGGAGCAUCGCGGGACUCACUUUUCUGCUGGGUCUUACCUGGGGCUUUAGCUUCUUCGCCUGGGGACCCGUCUACUUGGCUUUUUCAUACCUGUUUACCAUCUUCAAUUCCCUUCAAGGUUUCUUUAUCUUUGUGUUCCACUGCGCUCUAAAGGAAAACGUCCGUAAACAGUGGAGAAUGUACCUCUGUUGUGGGUGCUUACGUUUGCCUGAAAAUUCAGACUGGAGUCGGACAUUGACAAAUAAAGGAAAGAAAUCUUCAGUUUCCACAGCAGUCUUUACUGAUUCUGAUGUUCACAGCGCCCCUCGCAGCUCAGUGAGCAGUGAUGAAUCACUGCCGCCGUAUAAUGGCAUCGGCUCACCGAUGGAAGAUAAUUUGAUCAUUGCUGAAGAAACAAACGAUGUAAUCAACAACGAGAUCAACAGUCAUCUUCGAUCACGACUCAGACCUGCGUAGCGUAUGUUAGAGGAUUGGUGAUGGAAAAACAUUUUAAAAUUGAGCCAAGCUGCUCUGUACUAUUCAUAGGAGGAUAGCAAGAGCAAGGACUUAUGGGAUACGAUGCUUAAAAAAUCCCAUAUUGCUGGGAAGUGUGGAAACAUUAUUGGAUCCCACUUCUGCAACUUUAUUUUAAAGGACUCCUAUAUAAUUUCAAAACAGUAUUAAACACCUCAUUUUCUUGCUUUCCAC